Messenger RNA from Grosmannia clavigera kw1407, 306 nucleotides. RefSeq names its product esterase/lipase. Lineage: Eukaryota; Fungi; Ascomycota; Sordariomycetes; Ophiostomatales; Ophiostomataceae. Bases 1 to 306 code for a protein of 101 amino acids. The transcript is spliced from 2 exons. Gene Ontology annotation, molecular function: hydrolase activity. The record is from RefSeq and is a predicted model, not a curated record.
AUGCACAAUGCUGCCAAGCUCGCCUGUCCACAACAGGCCAAAGAAUAUAACAACGGCUUUCACGAGCACGGCAGCAGCCCAGCACCAUACCGGGCAGAGAGCCUCGCAGGCCUUCCGCCAGCUUACAUCGACGUCGGCGAGUGCGAUGUGUUCCGCGAUCCGGUCGUGGCCUACGCCACGAACAUGUGGCGUUGUGGGUCUACAUGCGAGCUGCACGUCUGGCCAGGGGCAUUCCACCUCUUCGACGGGAUGGACAAUCCCGACGUGCCGCUGAUCCAUGCGGCCAUCAAGACGAAAAAGGCCUGA